Messenger RNA from Zea mays, 378 nucleotides. Its product is annotated as inosine triphosphate pyrophosphatase. NCBI's taxonomy places the organism in Eukaryota, Viridiplantae, Streptophyta, Magnoliopsida, Poales, Poaceae. Gene Ontology annotation, biological process: nucleoside triphosphate catabolic process. Gene Ontology annotation, cellular component: cytoplasm. The record is from RefSeq and is a predicted model, not a curated record. Gene Ontology annotation, molecular function: nucleoside triphosphate diphosphatase activity. The transcript is spliced from 3 exons. The coding region runs from base 49 to 312 and encodes 87 amino acids.
AGGUUUAAAUAAUAUGUAAAAGCUUAUGAAGAUAAAUCAGCGUUCGCUAUGUGCAUCUUCUCUCUUGCUCUUGGACCUGGAGAGGAACCAAUCACAUUUGUUGGCAAAACUGCGGGAAAGAUCGUGCCUGCUAGAGGCCCUAACGAUUUUGGGUGGGAUCCUGUGUUCCAGCCAGAUGGUUUUGAACAAACAUAUGCUGAGAUGCCCAAGUCAGUGAAGAACGAAAUAUCUCACAGAGGGAAAGCUCUUGCUCUGGUGAAAGAACACUUCGCAUCUGCUAGCUAUAUAGUUCAGAGCGACGACUCAGCUUAAAGUUUGACUUGGAUUCCUAGACGAAUGAACUGUCAUUCUGGAAUGUAAACUGAACUACUACUUUUA